Molecule: messenger RNA, 4128 nt
Organism: Ruditapes philippinarum (Manila clam)
Lineage: Eukaryota; Metazoa; Mollusca; Bivalvia; Venerida; Veneridae
Product: cell surface hyaluronidase-like
Exons: 27
Coding region: 47-3961 (1304 amino acids)
Source: RefSeq, a predicted model, not a curated record
UUAAGAAAGAACCUGUUACGUUCCACUCAGUCCACUCGAGACUGGUAUGAUUAAACGUCUAAUAACAGUUGUGUACCAAAGUAACUGUGUCAUCAUGUGGCUUGUGGUGUGUGUCCUGGCGUCUGCCGCUAUAUUUGUAGAAGUUGAAUCCGUUUGCCCACACGAGGACAUAAAUCUGAAACCAAUUUCAACACUCUACGAAUAUUUUCCGAAAGACUUAGAAAUUGUGAUCGACGGUUUGGUCCUUCUUGACAUCCCAGAGCUUGACGUUCAUUCCAUCGACAUCAUAGGUGAAGGUCGCCUCGUUUUCAACCAAGGUCACGAUAUCUCCAUCAAAACACGAGGGAUUUUCGUGAAAGACUUUGGUCACCUCAUAAUUGGAAGUGAAACUUGCAGACAUAAAGACAAUGUUAAUAUUCAACUAGAAGGACAACGAACGGUGGACCGCACAUUACUUGGAGAUCACGGCGAGAAGUACAUAGCAAUAAGUGACUAUGGCACCCUACAGAUCCAUGGCGAGGACAGGCUGGCAUGGACAAAGUUGUCUGGUACGGUGGACCGAUUUAAUGCCAACAAAGACAAUGUGCAUUUCAGACAUUUGGAUACAGACAAUGCUUGGAUAAAACCGGCGCAAUCCGGUUUCGCCGUCCAUAUUCUGGAUCCAGAUUUGAACUUUGUCUUUUAUGACAUAUUCAUCAUGCAGUCUUCAGCCAGGAGAACAAACAAAGCAUUGACUAAGCUGGCAAAAAAACUUGCAGCUGCCGAGGACGGGUCUGUUAUAGCUAUAUCAGUUCAGGUGCAGUUUAUCAAAUCUGUGGACGCUGACUUUGACACUUUUUUCGAGAUCAUAGAAACAUUGGCGGGAAUGGAAGAAGGGGAAUUACUACUCCGUGAUCAAGUGGGAUAUGACGCUUUUUCUUUAGUAUUUGUUGUCGGAGGUUACAAUUAUGGACAGUCCCUGGAUAGACAAGUUGGAAAAAUUGAUUCUGAAGCGAUGUCCUCUAUAUUUUACAAGAAUAAAAAGAUAACAGCCGUGUGUUAUAUUUUACCGAACAGGAAUUAUGAAUCCUUUGUUGACCUGAGAGUUAUAACUCCUGGUGUUGGAUACCCGGAUAUAACGGUCACACAUGACAUCAGCUCUUGGAAAACAGGUGACCAGGUUCUAUUUACUUCGACUGAUUACAAACCGCACCAUGCAGAAGUCCGAACCAUUAAAGAAAUAACUGGACCACAUACCUUCAAAGUGUCACACGAAUUUUUCUACCGUCAUUUUGGUGAAAUAGAAAAGGGAGUGGACAUGCGCGGGGAAGUUGCUUUGUUAACACGGAACAUUAAGAUAUCGGGUGUUCAGCAAAGGGGCUGUCCAGCAGAAAACGGUGAUUGCAAUCUGAAUCCGAAAGAAGUGGACGUGUACGGCGGUCAUAUCAAGAUAAUGGACUUCAGUACUGUUGUGAUUCAAGGGGCAGAAUUGUUUUUUAUGGGUCAGGCCAGGGAUGAAGGAUUCUAUCCCAUACAUUUUCACAUGUGCAAGGACAUAUCUGGAAAAACGGCCAUUGUCAAGGGCAACUCUAUACACCAUACAUACAGACGAGCUAUAACCAUACAUGGAACUUUUGGUACAUCUGUUGACAUACCCGGUGUCCAGAUACUUGAGAACGUAGCCUAUGAAGUGUACGGCCACACAUACUUUCUUGAAGAUGGGGCUGAAUCGGCCACUAUAUUACGUGGAAAUCUUGGCGCCGUCACAAGAAACAUUAUCAACGACUUUAGCACAGAUCGGGAGAGAGCUACUACGUUUUGGAUAACGAACCCUAAGGUUGUGAUGGUGGACAAUGUUGCAGCGGGUUCAUCGGGUUUUGGUAUCUGGUACACGUUUCCAAGGGAACCAGUAGGACCUUCAACAGGCCUGGCAUAUCAAUACGAGGAAGCGAAACAUACAGCGAUGUGGACGUUUGAUAAUAAUGUUGUCCACUCUAAUGAACGGGGUGGGUUUAACUUUGACUUCAUAAUGCUGAGUGAAAAGGGAAACAUCGGCGGUUGUAUGAAUUACGAGACGAGGGAGGACCCGUUCGAUCCUCAAUCACCCGGGGUGAAAGUUCAACUGAAUCGACUUACAGCAUACAAGAACCAAGGAAUUAACGUUUGGUUGAGAGGGGGAUGGUUUGAAAUUUACCAGCUAUCGUCUGCUGAAAGCCAAAAGGGACUUCAAAUAGCAAGGGGCAGUGACCAGUCUAUAUAUAUCACAAAAAGUAUUUUCCUCGGUAGAUCUGUUGGGAACUACGAAGAUUCGAGCUAUCCAGAUGCGGUUUUACCAUCCGAACUUGGACAGAUCCUCGGCACAGUGUUUCACGACGGUCCCACUUACUUCAGUAAGUGCUGGUUUGACGGUUUCCAGGGUAACGAAACAUUCAUUUCUGGAGCGAUUGGUUUUGCACCUAAAUUGAAAACCGACACAUCAGUUGUUAGCACGGUUACUGACAUGAGAUUUGGUUUUGUUGAUGGGGAAGAUGGUACUCGUGUAUUUGACGGUCUGGUUGAUGACAGUAUUCAGGGGAUUAUAGAAUUUAGCAUCCAAGAGGCUUCCACGUUCCGUGACGUUGACGGUUCCGUCACACGCUGUCCCUCAGACUCCGACUGGACAGGACCUGUUCAAGUUAUAAAGUCCGAGCCAACCACAAUUACGGAGAAAUGUGUGUAUAGGGAUAACUGGAACAUGGCAGUUUGUAAUGACCUAUAUGGCAAGUUGAUGUUCGGUGCGCUCGACUAUUUCCCUGGAACAACAGAGAAAGAUUUCAAUACCUACACUAGACAGGUCCGGAGACGUCGCUUUGACGAUGAUGAUGAAAUAUAUGCAGAAGAUGAUGGAAACUUGGAGCGGAAAGAAUUUACUACGAUUAUCGGCAAAGAUGAAUAUUACUACGAGUUUCAGUAUAUAGAAGAUUUCCCGAAGAAGAUGAGAGUCACAGGGAAAGGUAUUGAAAAAGGCAAAUCUGUGGUCGUUGGCGUUUGUUUACCAGAGGGCGCUAAUGAAGAAAACAUAAGUGCGUAUAUUUACACACCAGACGAUAUCACCUUUGGUGGAGAUGGCAUGAAAUUUGUAGAUUCCAUGGAAGAAGUUAAAUCCGAUCUUCGGAUGCGCAAAGUGUAUCUGAAAGGAAGAAUGUUGUACUUCCGCAUGAGCUCGAAAAAGGCUCGUGAUAUGAAUUGGGACAGAGAAGAUAACAAGAACUGCGCAGGCGCAUUCUGUCCAAAGUUUGUACUGUAUAUGAGUGAGCAGCUAGAAUAUUCUCCAUGUUUCGACGUUACAGAAGAUCAGUUAAAUAAGAAAAUUACUGUCGGAGAUCACAGCUGCACACUUCCUGCUUCUCAACCAGAUCCGGAUUGGGGAGCAAGGGAUACUUUGGCUUCAGAGAACGGAAGUUGGGGGCAAUGGAGUGGAUGGUCAGAAUGUUGCAACGAGGCUGGCAGGGAUAUAGUGCUGACAACUCGAUAUAGACUCUGUGAUGAUCCUGCACCUCGUGGUUCCGGUGCCGACUGCACUGGCGAAAGUCUUCAGAGUGCUCCGUGUCCGAACAGUUGUCCAGUUGAUGGUGAAUUGUCCGGAUGGUCCGACUACACGGAUUGUUUUUGUGACGGGAUCGCUAAAGGAUCAACAGGAGUUAGGACAAAAACCCAGGAAUGUAUAAAUGCUGCAAAUGGUGGACAAUUCUGCAAGGGAGAUUCGUUAAGACAUGCAAUGUGUAGAAAAACUUGUGGUGAAGCUUCUGAAAGCUCCGUUGACGGUACAUUUAGUUCUUGGGGCGAGUGGACGGAAUGUUUCUGUGGAGACAUAGCAGAAGGGUCACUUGGUGCGCGGACAAGAAGUCGCACGUGCGAAGGCACGGCGAACUUUGGAUAUUAUUGUAGCGGUGUCUUUGAAGAAAUGAUACAGUGUGACGCUGAUUGUUUCCCGGGACAGUAGAUUAAAACUUACAAAUGAUCUAUAGAAACUUGCUCUCAUGAGUUCUGUUGUUGUUUUCUUUUUUCUUCAUAUGUUCUCUAUAAUUGAUAAAAUCAGAUUGUUCACAUUCCGUCGAUAACUUAUCUACGUUGAGAAAAAUAGCAAAUAAAAAUGUCUUCUUGCAAAUA